Molecule: messenger RNA, 554 nt
Organism: Triticum aestivum (bread wheat)
Lineage: Eukaryota; Viridiplantae; Streptophyta; Magnoliopsida; Poales; Poaceae
Exons: 2
Coding region: 117-467 (116 amino acids)
Source: RefSeq, a predicted model, not a curated record
GUCUAACUGCUGGCCGGCUCCAUCUCCACAGAUCCCCCCGACUCCUCCAUCUCAGCAUUCCCAAGCGCACAGCAAACCACCAGUUUGUACGCGCGACAGCGAGGUGGAGCACGACGAUGCAGCGUGCGAUGGCGCGCACGACCAGGAGUAUGGCGGCGCAAAGGCGCAGCGAGGCGGGCGCAGACCACGGCGAGGAGCAGGACCACGUCGUGGAGGCGAUGACCACGCCAAACAGCCAACCGUCAGGCGCAAUGGAUUCUCAUGGAGCACAAGGCGGUGCUGGGGCUAUCACUGGGAAUGUUAACCUAGCUACUUCCCCAACUCAAGCUACUACUGUGAGAGCAUCACAAGGUCAUGGUGGUGAUGGGUCUGUUAGAGUUGUAAUAAAAGAAAGCUCACAUCAAUUGUGUGGGAAGGAAUUUUUGAAAAGAAAAUUAUUAAUGGGGAACCGAAAGCUGAGUGCAUGAGAAUCUGAACGCUUAUUUCAUGUGGUGCCCUUCUCAGAUGUCAUUUUGUGAGAAUUUGAGUCUGUAUGUGAAUGUUGUGCCAAGGUA